This is a messenger RNA of Hevea brasiliensis (rubber tree), 2198 nucleotides long. RefSeq lists its product as uncharacterized. The record is from RefSeq and is a predicted model, not a curated record. The transcript has 4 exons. Bases 103 to 1797 code for a protein of 564 amino acids. Gene Ontology annotation, molecular function: catalytic activity. NCBI's taxonomy places the organism in Eukaryota, Viridiplantae, Streptophyta, Magnoliopsida, Malpighiales, Euphorbiaceae.
AAUACAGUAAUUUUAAUAUGAAGAUGAAGGUCCCACUAUCACAUUACCUGGACAUCAUGGGAUGCAUCUCUGGAGGAUAGCUCUUGACGACAAAGCCAAGCAAUGAUUUCUGUCUCUUCGCCCUCUCUGGACCUUCAGAAUCUUCACUUGGGUUUUUCCAGCAACAAGACUUUGAGGUCCUUGAGAAGAAGAACAGGGACUUGCAUUCCUACUCAGGAAAGGAGCACUUUGCAAUCAAAAAAGAGACAACGGAGAAGUAGUGGAAUAGGAAAAACCACAUCAGUCACGAAAGAUGAAUCUCUCAUUUCCAAAUCUCAUAUGAGUCAGCAGCAUGGGCUCCCUCCAUUGGUUAGUGCAUUGAAAGCUUCAGCUGCACAAAAUGCGGCCAGUUUUCACUUCCCUGGCCAUAAUAGAGGGCAUGCUGCACCAUCUUCAUUAACAAAGCUCAUCGGAUUAAAACCAUUUAUUUAUGAUUUGCCUGAGCUUCCGGAGCUCGACAACCUUUUUUCACCUGAGGGGCCCAUUUUAGAGGCACAAAAGCUAGCUGCUAAAUUGUUUGGAUCACAUGAAACAUGGUUCCUCGUUGGAGGUACGACAUGUGGGAUUCAGGCAGCAAUAAUGGCAACUUGCUCCCCUGGAGAACAUAUAAUUCUUCCUCGCAAUUCCCAUAUAUCGGCCAUAUCCGCAAUGGUAUUAUCUGGAGCAAUACCUAAGUACAUCAUGCCAGAGUAUAAUUGUAAUUGGGACAUUGCUGGUGGGAUCACUCCAUCACAGGUGAACAAAGCUAUUAAGGAAUUGGAGAUGGAAGGUCAGAAACCAGCUGCUGUUUUUGUCAUCUCCCCUACUUACCAUGGCAUAUGCAGCAACUUGACUGAGAUUUCACAGCUUUGUCAUUCUUAUGGAAUUCCUGUGAUUGUUGAUGAGGCUCAUGGAGCACACUUGGGAUUUCAUCCCCAAAUGCCUCAUUCAGCAUUGAAGCAGGGCGCUGAUCUGGUGGUACAAUCCACUCACAAAGUUCUAUGCUCUUUCACACAGUCAUCAAUGUUACACAUGUCAGGAAAUGUUGUGGAUAGGGAGAAAAUUUGUAGGUCCCUUCAAACCCUUCAAAGCACAAGCCCCAGUUAUCUACUUUUAGCAUCAUUAGAUGCUGCUAGAGCUCAACUUAGUGAAAACCCAGAAACAAUUUUCAACAAAGCAAUGAAGUUGGCUACUGAAGCAAAAAUUCUCAUUAAAAAGAUCCCAGGUAUUACUUUGCUUGAGCUACCAAGCUUCACUGAAUUUCCCACCAUUGAUCCUCUGCGCCUCACCAUUGGUUCUUGGCAGCUUGGUUUAUCUGGUUACGAAGCAGAUGAUAUUUUGUAUGGGAAUCAUGGAAUUGUACCUGAGCUUGUUGGAAGCCAAUCUAUUACAUUUGCAUUUAAUCUUGGAACUUGUAAAGAGCAUGUUCAAAGGCUAGUGUCAGGAUUACAGGAGCUAUCAGCAUGUUCCUUACAAAUUGAAACAACAGAAACAAAGGUGAAGGAUAGAGGCCAUGCACCCUUUACUGAUACUAGCAUGAGCUUGAAUCCAAGAGAUGCCUUUUUUGCGAAUAAAAGGAAAGUGGGUAUUAGAGAGAGCCUUGGGAAGGUCUGCGGUGAGCUUAUAUGUCCAUACCCGCCAGGGAUUCCUGUAAUGAUUCCUGGUGAGAUUAUUACAGAGAGGGCUUUGGAUUAUUUGCUGGGUGUUAGAAGGAAGGGUGUUGUUGUUACUGGGGCUUCUGAUCCUCUACUCUCUUCCAUAGUCAUCUGUGAUGUGUAAAAAAAAAAAAAAAUGGAGAAGAAGAAAAGAUAAUUGCAGUUUGGGUCUGCUCUCUUCCACUGGCAUCUUUGAUGGGUGAAAAGAAAAAAAAACAGAUAACUGCAUUUUGGGGCAUCUGAUCCUCUACUCUCUUCCAACAUUUGCGACGAGUGAAAGACAAAAUACAAAAAAGCACAGAUGGGUACAGUUCUUGAUUUAACUCAGUUCAAAACAAAUUGGUAGGAAUUUAGGAAAUGGAAUGGUAGUGGAAGAGGCGAAUGCACUAAAUAUCAAUGCAUGGAGUUAAGGGUUUGUUUUUUUAUUUUUUCACCAAAUUUAAUUAAGGAAAAAGCAUAAAAUGUUCGAUUUUUUAAUCGGAGUCAUGUAGUUUGAUUUGGUAUAAGCAAAUAAGCAUAUGGAUA